CUUCCCGCCCCGAGUUGUCGAAUGUUGAUGACGUCAAUGUAAUGGCCGCUGUCGCUACGCCGUGCGGGUGUUGUACAGUUUGUCCGCCACAGCAGCUGAAUUAAACCUGUAGACCGCAGUGGGCUGUGUCAGCGGUAGGGUCCGCGGGUAACGCCGUCAGUAAAGAGCUCCGGGUCGGCAAGGUGAAUGAGAGUGUGUGCUUGUUAGCGGUUAGCCGACUGUACCCGCGACGUUAGCUUAGCUUCGCGGAGGCUACAUUGUUAAGGGAAAGGAGGUGAAUGUGCAGCCGCGUAGGCUCGCUCCUAAAGCGGCAGCGUUCUGUCAUUUCCUCCGCUAAGCCGGCUGGUUUCCAUGUUUAUAUCGCGGUGGAGGUUUGCAGUACGUUUCGGACAGUUUGCGCUCGGUUAGCCGGCUCUCCGCGCGUCGUCAAGUUCGGGGCCUAGUUGCCAGCUAGCGCGACCUGCUAUUAAUAUUCUCCAAUGGAUACCCCUGAAAGCCCUACCCAGUCUCCUCAGUCUCCUGAGGAGGAAGAAAGGGGUCUUUCUGACUCUGAGCUGCUCCAGUACCGCGAUGAAGAGGUGGACCGGGUCAUCUCUGACAGCGAGCUGCUCCAGGACGAAGAGGUGGGAGGCCUGGUCGACGAGGAUGAGGAAGAAGUGGUGGAAAGCCAAGGAAGAGGUUCGGACUUGGAGGAUGAGGUCGUCCCUGACUUCGUCUCUGAUCCAGAGGAUGAGGAGUUGACAGGAGAUGGAGGAGGGAUGGAGCAGGAAGAUGAGACCAUUGUGCUAAUGGAUGGGGAUGAAGAUGCUCCGCAGGGGGGGCAGUUGGAGGAGGGAGAGGAUAGAAUUGUUGACACCCCGCAGUCUCCCGACUCAGAUCCUGAACAGGCCGAGAGUCACGUAGAGCCUGAAGAGGAUGGAGAAGAUGGUGAGGGAGGAUAUGAUGAGUACAGGACACACAUCUCAACAGAGCGAGGGGAUGAGGAAGAGGAGGAGGAAGAUGAGAGGAGGAGGGCUGUUGCAGUGAGGCAGAUGAAAGACGACUCUGCAUCAGUUUCUCGUGAGCUGGAUGAGCAUGAGCUAGAUUAUGACGAGGAGGUCCCAGAAGAGCCCAGUAUUCCUGUGCCCGAUGAAGAGGAGGAUGAUGAAGACACAAAAGUAGAGGGAGAAGAGGAGGAGGAGGAAAGUGAGGACAAGAGCAGCAAGAAAAAGGUGAAGAAACCAAUCCUUCCGCCAUCUCCUAAAGAUAUCGCAUCCAGAAGGACAGACGAGUCUAAACCACUCGAGAGGACACGCAGAGAGACCUUCAGAGACAAGAAGAAGGACGAAGAUGAUGGAGAGAUCGAUGAAGGAGAGAUUGAUGAUGACGACCUGGAGGAGGGGGAGGUGAAAGACCCCUCGGACAGGAAGAUCCGACCACGUCCCGUCUGCAGGUUCUUCAUCAAAGGAAAUUGUACAUGGGGAAUGAACUGCAGAUUCAUCCACCCUGGAGUCAACGACAAAGGCAACUAUUCCCUCAUCAGCAAGCCGGACCCCUUCUCUCCUAACGGAGCUCCUCCAGGAGGACCCCAUCCACUCAUCCCCAACAACCCCUGGGCUGCUCCUGCUGUGGAGGAGCUUCCUCCCCCACCACCCCCGGUGGAACCUCCUGUGGAGAGUGCCUGGGAGAGGGGUCUGAGGCAUGCCAAAGAGAUGCUGAAGAAGGCCACCAUCAGGAAGGAGCAGGAGCCCGACUUUGAGGAGAAGCGGUUCAAUGUGACCAUCGGAGAGGACGAGAGAGAACUGGACAAAGAGAACGAGUUCUUCAGAGAACGCAGCUACCACAUCAUCAGAGAGGAGAUGGACUUCAGGGAUCCCAUUUACUGCGAUCCAUAUGCUGACCCCUACUACGACUAUGAGAUGGAGGCCUUGUGGCGAGGUGGCCAAUAUGAGAACUUCAGAGUCCAGUACACCGAAGCCCCUCUUCCCUACCACUACAGUGAGCGAGAACGCGACCCUCGAGAGCGCCACCGAGAGCGAGAGCGAGAGAGAGACCACCGUGAGAGGGAGCGGCGGCAGCGAGAGAGGGAACGGGAGAGAGAGCGGGAGCGCGAGAAGGAAAGGAUGCGACGGAAAGAGGAGUGGGAGAGGGACCGAAUGAAGCGCGAUGAGAAGGAGAGGCCAAGGAUGCGACCUCCUCGAGACGCCAGAGAGAAGAAAGAGGAGGACAAGCUGAAACCACGCUCACCCCUCAACAUGCCUCCAAACUGCCUUUUCAGCAGGCCAGUAGAGCCUCCCUCAAAGAAAGAGAUGCUUCCAGUCAUGAGGCGACCAGAUGAGUGGAAGGACCCAUGGCGCCGAUCCAAAUCUCCUAGGAGACGCCCUGGACUAGGCUCUCCACCACGAGGCCGGCGGCGACACCGCCCCUCGGGUUCUUCUGUCUCACUGUCCAACUCCUCCAGGUCUUCGUCCCGCUCUUCGUCCUACUCUGGCUCCGGGUCGUCCCGUUCACGCUCUUCCUCUUUCAGCUCCUACUCCAGCCACUCUUCCCAGCACAGCUCGUUCAGUGGAAGCCGUUCCAGAUCUCGGUCGUUCUCCACGUCUCCCUCAGCGAGUCCAGCAGCACCCAGAAACAUCCGGAAUAAACCGGACCUCCCACCGACCGCCCCAAAGGGCAUGCUGCUGAAGCCAGGUGCCAUGCCCCCUCCUCGCAGGGACAAGCCCCCUAUGAAGAAAGCUCCCAGUCCACCUCUGCCCAGCGGUCCCCAGGCUAGGCCCUCCAAACCUCCAAUGGAGGGAGGUAAGCCUCCCAGCAACCCCAGGGAGGGCGGCGGUGCUGCUGGAGGAUCAGGAGCUGCUGUAGUGGGAAGACCUCCGCCACCACGGGAACCUGGAAGACCACCCAACCCCCGGGAGGGGAGGCAGAAAGAGAGGCCACAGCAUCCUCCCCGGAGGCGAACUGUAAGUGGGAGUGGAAGUGGUAGUAGUUUUACUGGGUCUAGUUCAAGAUCCAGAUCCUCAUCCAACUCCUUCUCACGCUCACGAUCUGGAUCCAGAAAAUCCAGGAAGUCCAGGUCACUUAGCGUGAGCAGCGUUUCCUCAGUGUCGUCGGCAUCGUCCAGCAGCAGCUCUGUGCGCAGCGCCGAUUCUGACGACAUGUACGCUGACCUGGCCAGCCCGGUGUCAUCCGCCAGCUCCCGGUCGCCCACUCCAACCCAUCCCCGCAAAGAGCGAGGGCCGCCGCGGGACCGGUCCCCACCAGGCAAAGACAAGAACAGGGACAGACCAUCAAAGAAAGACGAACCUCUCAGAGACGAUCGCAGGAAAAUGGACCAAUCAGGUGCUCCCCCUAGAGGAGGUAAUACCAUGCCCAGAUCGGGACCUGGUAACAGGGGAGGCCAUCCAAUACAUGCACCACCUGGCCCCAUGGGUCCGCCUGGAAGCUACGGAGGCUCAAGUUCCCACAAAGACAUCAAACUCACCCUCCUCAACAAGCAGGGAGACAGAGGCAACAGGAAGCGGUACCUUCCUUCAGACAAAGACAGACCCAGUUCCCCCGUCAGCAAGAGGAUGGCCAUGUCUCCGGACAGAGGCCGUGAUAAAAGGAUCCCUAGUCGACCCCCGCUGUCCCCACGAAUGGAUCGGCCCAGAGGCCAAGGACUGCGAACCAUGCCCCCCCAGGGAGACAGAAAACGACCUCUGUCUCCUCCGCCCAAGUCGUCUGGAAAAGGCCCAGCACCGCCGACGAACAAGCCGCCAGCCUCGGCACCCGCCGCUGGCUCCAGCUCGGGCAAAUCCAGCAAUACGCUGUCCCGCCGUGAGGAGCUCCUGAAGCAGCUGAAGGCCGUGGAGGACGCCAUCGCCCGCAAACGGGCCAAGAUCCCCGCCAAGUAAACAGAGGUUCACCUGCUCGUCGGCCUGCCUGCAACGACCACGAGGGCGGAGGACCGGAGCGUUGACUCGCCGUGCCCCGCCCUCUGGUGGAGCUGUAAAAAUGACCAUUUCUUGUUUGGAGGCCAUUUAAUAGACAGGAAACCAUCCUGUACUCGCUCAUUGCUCCAUUUUCAGACCAUCUUUGCUCCCACUUCUGUGUCAGUGCUGCAGCAGGAAGUGGGCGGGGCUUGUGAUGAGUGAUGGAUGCCUCAGGAAUGGAGGGUGAGGAUGGUAAGCUGCACCUGCUCGCCGGCUGGAACCUGGAACAGAUUUCUACACCCCCAACCGACUAGUUCAGUCUUUCUCUGCCCUCUUUUACCGUCUUGUUCUUUUUUUCCUGUGCAGAACAACGCCACUAUCGGCUCCACCCUCCUCUCCACGCAUGCGCGUGGGACCGCUGUGGGGCUCGUACAGCCUCCACACAUAAAAAUCAUCAGAUUUCUUCAGGUGUUGGACUUUAGACGACAUUGAUGUGAAGUUUUUGUUUUUCAAACAUUUAGUUUUCUUCUUGGCUCUUCAGUGAUAAACGUGUUUUCUUUGUGUCACAUAUUUAGUUAGAGGACAGUGAGAUGAGGACAGGAAUAUUUAGAGAUGAGCGUUGUCUUGCUUUUGUGACAAAAAGCCUUCUAAAUAAACUAUUUUGAUAAAGAAAA
Molecule: messenger RNA, 4564 nt
Organism: Melanotaenia boesemani (Boeseman's rainbowfish)
Lineage: Eukaryota; Metazoa; Chordata; Actinopteri; Atheriniformes; Melanotaeniidae
Gene: zc3h18
Product: zinc finger CCCH-type containing 18
Exons: 20
Coding region: 480-3872 (1130 amino acids)
Molecular function (GO): metal ion binding
Source: RefSeq, a predicted model, not a curated record